Molecule: messenger RNA, 1269 nt
Organism: Kwoniella botswanensis
Lineage: Eukaryota; Fungi; Basidiomycota; Tremellomycetes; Tremellales; Cryptococcaceae
Exons: 3
Coding region: 1-1269 (422 amino acids)
Source: RefSeq, a predicted model, not a curated record
AUGUCAAUCGUAUCUUGUCCAGCAUCCAUAUCGUUAUCUAUGGCGAGUCUUGACGCCCCGCAAGAAACUCCAGGUAGCUUCGAGUUCACACCUACCAUGAUGUCAACCUCGACGUUCUCCUCAAGUCCUUCACCCUCCAUUAUCUACGGUCCAACGCAUCAUAGCUCAUUCGGUGCAGGAUUCGAUAUCGACAAAGAAGCUGUUGAAGCUAGAGAAUCUCAGUUGAUAACGGGUUACAACCGCAAGCGAUAUCCUAAUUCGAAUAGAGAUCUUGCUCUUACCUUGGGCUACAAAUUAUGUACCGGUCAGACCAAUACAGAUGAAAGUGGCGAUUCCGACAACCCAUUCAAGAUCAAGGUCGAACCUGUAAUGAAUAUCAAUUGGGAUCGAUCGAUUCGGGAUAUCCCAUUUGGCGAUCAGGGAAGAACACAAGGUCCCUGUAAAGUUCAAGAAGUACAGGAGUUGAUGGACGAAGAGGAAGUAUAUGAAUGUAAGGGAAAGGUCAUGAUGAGAAGAACCGAAAGGUCCAAAGGGAAGAAACGAAUUGAUACGAAAGUUGCUGAAUCAAAGAAUCUGGGUAAAGUCAACCGAAAAACACAUAAACAAACAAAUCGAAAAUCGAGAAAUGCAAGUUCCGAACCCAAAAACAAAAAGAAGGUUCGACUUGCCACUUACCCGGCCGAUUACCCUUUCCAUAUCCACCAGCUCCACAAUGGCAAAUAUGAUUCCCCCGAGCCGUUCUUCGAGCCAUCAUAUACCGACUGCCCCCCAAAGCCCGUAGAUAAACGAUCUUCAUCGAAAUCUUCGAGACUUUCUAGCGACUCAGAUCAAACUCUUGUGGAGAACGACAGUCGAACGAAAACCUUACAUGGUAUCGUACUCUACAAGAUUCAUAAUGUCAAUAUCCAGUUUGUACCUAACUACCAUUAUGCUCGGACCACUCUCAAAAAGGUGAUCCCGUUGUCGAGUUCAAGUUCAAGUAGUAAUUUGAUCACCAACCAGGAUCUAGAUAGAGAAUACCAGCAGCGAAAGGUCGAUAGGGCCAAAGCGAGAAGACAAGAAAGAGAGAAGAUCAGGGAAAACUUUGGUGACUUGGCUUUUGAUGCGAUGGAUAUGUAUGUGAAGAACUACGGUGAAGAAGUGGGUAUAGAGAGAUUUGCCAGGUGGUUACGUUUUGAGAAGGAGUUUUACGAGGUUGAGUAUACCCUUGAAAUGGCGAUUAAGGAAAGACGAAGAAGGUCGACUUGGUACCGAAGGAUGCUUUGGUAA